Molecule: messenger RNA, 969 nt
Organism: Populus trichocarpa (black cottonwood)
Lineage: Eukaryota; Viridiplantae; Streptophyta; Magnoliopsida; Malpighiales; Salicaceae
Exons: 1
Coding region: 103-771 (222 amino acids)
Source: RefSeq, a predicted model, not a curated record
CAAAUCCAGAAAGCCAGAAAAGAAACAACAAGCUGCGUAGAGAGAGAAACAAGAACAAAACAAUUUCUUUUGGAGAGGGAGACAUAGGGAACUUACACCAAAAUGGCUCUUUACGUCGAUGAAGAAGAGAUAUGGAAAUGUCCAAAGCACCCUUUCAAGCGUCGCCGAACCGGUAUCUGCCACGUGUGCCUCCGCGAACGCCUCUCCUCUCUCUGCCCUGACUGCGCUAACGCGCGCCCCUGCGCUUGCUACGCCACCACCGCAUCCUCCUCCUCCGGCUACUCUUCAUCGUUCUCCUCUUUUCACCGCUUCUCCUCCGAGGCUGGAGUGGGAAGCGUCGGCCGCGUCUCCAAUUUAAUAGGCAGCGAGCCUUCUUUUCGCCGCUCUCGAUCAGUAGCUGUUCCGUUUCUCCGGUCAAAGCCCUCCGCUGACCAGAGCUAUAACAGUCACAAGACGUCGUCGUCGUUUUGGUCGUUAUUCAAGGGAGGACAUGGCAACAGGAGCAUGACAGAGGAGGUUGAUAGACGACACGUGGUCAUUUUAAAGGAGGAGGAGGAUGAAUCGGCGAGAAAGGUAAAUGAAGAUGAGGAGAGGAGGAAGAUGAUGAGGAAGUCAAGAUCGGUGGCGGUGACGUCAGAUUCAAGAGGGAGUGACGUGAUGAGAUCGUCGAAGGGAGGGAAGGGAUGGUUCCCUAGUCCGAUCAAGAUUUUGAAGCAAUCAAUAUCGAGAGGAAUUUUGGUGCAUGAAAGGUCGCCUUUGUACAGGAGUUGAUUUUGUUUUCUUGUAUAGCAAUAAAAAUAAAAAUAACUACUAGUCUUAAACUGCCAUACAGUAACACACGUGCUGCUUCUUUGGCAGACAUGACGACACUAUGUUUUAUCAUGUAAUUUUUGCAAUUUAUGCAUUGGGAAGAGAGAUUAUUACUAUGUGACCAAUCAAAUUUCUUAAUUUAAUCUUCUUUUUCCAGCA